GUUUUCAGACUAGCCUAGUGAAUUCGGUAUCGAUACACCAGGGGAAAAAAAGGAAAACCAGUUGGAGCCAGGUUUACUGUGUUUAUUGGCGCUGAGCUGUCUUCAACUAAACUUGGUGUUUGUUGGAUUUAAUCAGCUGUUCGCUGGCUGACCUUUUGUUGGAUCAACAUUACCUCCCCUUUGUUUACAAUGGCCACACGCAAGAAAGCUUUGCUGUUGUGUUAUCAACUACAAACCAAUAACCACAUUCUAAGGCAAUCUAAACCAGUUGCCCAAGUGCUAGGGUUUACAUGUGCCAGAUCACUAUCAACAUCACAGACAUGUCAUGCCAAAGAAUAUGCCUUUGAGAUGGCAUGUUCAAACAUCAGAUAUGGUGAAGGUGUUACUAAGGAAGUUGGUAUGGACUGUAAAAAUCUGGGUGGAAAACAUGUUUGUGUGAUGACAGAUCCUCACUUGGUGAAGCUUCCCCCAGUUAAAGCAACCUUAGAAUCUUUGGAUAAAUAUGGAGUCAACUACAAACUGUUUGAUAAAGUCAGAGUUGAACCUUCCAAUCACAGCCUGAAGGAAGCAAUAGAUUUCUGUCUGGCCAACCAGUUUGACCUGUUUGUGGCUGUGGGGGGUGGGUCAGUGAUGGACACGUGUAAGGCAGCCAACCUGUACAGUAGUAAACCAGAGGCGGAGUUCUUGGAUUAUGUCAACGCACCCAUCGGCAAGGGUUUACCUGUCAAACACGCCUUGAAGCCACUCAUAGCAAUUGCCACAACAGCAGGCACUGGGAGUGAAACAACAGGCACUGCAGUGUUUGACUUCAAAGAAAUGAAAGCUAAAACAGGUAUAUCCAACAGAAGCCUUAGACCAACCCUAGGUAUAUUAGAUCCCCUUCAUUUGUUGACCAUGCCAGAAAGAGUGGCAGCAUACUCAGGAAUUGAUGUUUUAUGUCAUGCAAUUGAAUCUUACACUGCGAUGCCUUACACAGAGAGACAGGGUCAAGAAGACCCAAGCCACAGGCCAGCCUACCAAGGCAACAAUCCUAUUAGUGAUAUCUGGUCACUACAUGCACUUCGUGUUACUGCUAAAUACAUCAAAAGGGCUGUGUACAAUGUAGAUGACAAAGAGGCCAGGUCUUCCAUGUUGUUAGCCAGCUGUUUUGCUGGCAUUGGCUUCGGCAAUGCCGGCACACAUUUAUGUCAUGGUAUGUCCUAUCCCAUUUCUGGCCUUGUAAAGAAUUAUAAAUCCAAAGAUUACAGUGAUGAUCAUCCACUAGUGCCUCAUGGUCUUUCUGUUAUAAUUACUGCCCCUGCUGUUUUUGAGUACACCGCCCCUGCUUGCCCUGAACGCCAUUUACAAGCUGCUGAAGCCUUAGGUGUUGAUAUCCGAAAUGUAAAGAAAGCUGAUGCUGGUAAAGUUCUUAGAGAAGUCUUACUAAAAAUAAUGAAGGAUAUUGAAUGUCCAGAUGGCAUUUCAUCAUUAGGCUACACUAAAGAUGAUAUUCCUGCUUUAGUAAAAGGAACAUUACCCCAGCAUCGAGUCACCAAACUGUCCCCACGUCCUGCUGGAGCAGAGGAACUUACUGAGCUCUUGACGAAAUCUUUAAAGAAUUAUUAACUGUCAUACAUUGGUUAAAAAUUCUAAUUCAGGGAAUCGUGUAUCCAAUUUUACUGUCAAAUGUUUGUGGUAAAUAUUUACUUCCAGAUGUCCAAAAUAACAAGCUUAAAAGGUUCUGUGGCAGAAUCCAAUGUAUAUUGUGGGAGUUACAAUGUUUAUGUAUGUGAUAACUGUAGAUCUAUGUAAAUCUCAAAACUUUUGUAUCUUGUUUGCAUCAUGAAAUACAGCACCAAAAUAUUUCUUAGAAGAAAACUUAAAAACUAUUUUGUACUCAUAUUCUGAAAGUUUUUCAUUAUACAUGAUUGACUUACUCUUUUGCAAUACAUACAUUAUACUUACCCUUUAAAAAUGGUAUUGUUUCAUUAAAUGUGAUCAUUGUAUUAUAACCAGUAUCCAAAAUAGAUUUUAAAAAAUGUAAUCAAAUUGCACUGUGUUCCUAAAAGAUUACAAUGAGAUUAUUUUUUUAAAUAAUUUUACUCAAUGUUCAUCUUAUCCUAUGCACAAUGUACAUUUUGAAAUUUUCUGUAAGUCAGUUUUAAAAAUUGUAUUUAUUAUCUAUAUUUAUAUUUGUCACUUCUCCUGAUAUUCUGGUUACAUGGUUUUGGUGUUAUUUAUAUUGCCUUCCUUUACAUAAACUAUAAUUUUUCAAAAAAUGGUCUAUUGCUUUUGUCCCUUAGUGGAAUUUGAAUAAAAUUAAAUAGAAAUAUGA
Messenger RNA from Physella acuta, 2314 nucleotides. RefSeq names its product hydroxyacid-oxoacid transhydrogenase, mitochondrial. Gene Ontology annotation, molecular function: alcohol dehydrogenase (NAD+) activity; metal ion binding. The record is from RefSeq and is a predicted model, not a curated record. Lineage: Eukaryota; Metazoa; Mollusca; Gastropoda; Physidae. Gene Ontology annotation, cellular component: mitochondrion.